Molecule: messenger RNA, 5508 nt
Organism: Sapajus apella (tufted capuchin)
Lineage: Eukaryota; Metazoa; Chordata; Mammalia; Primates; Cebidae
Gene: KCTD8
Product: potassium channel tetramerization domain containing 8
Exons: 2
Coding region: 1053-2480 (475 amino acids)
Biological process (GO): protein homooligomerization; regulation of G protein-coupled receptor signaling pathway
Molecular function (GO): protein binding
Source: RefSeq, a predicted model, not a curated record
ACACUCCUUUAUUAUUGUGAACUGAAACCAGAUUUCAGAGUUUUAAAAAUUAUUCAAGAAUAUUCAGUGCAUGAAGUCGUGAAAUUUGAUUGUAAAAGAGGUACGGGCAUUUAGCCCUUCACUUAAACUGUGUCAUAAAGCCAGUACAAGAGAUUCACCUUCCCACCCUCACGUAAUCUUUUUGCAAUCACUGCUCGCAGGCCAACAUUUGUUAUGAUUUCAGAUUAGGAGCCUGGCAUCUUUGCUUUAAUCAAAACCUAUUCUCCCUUCUCUGCUCCUCCACUCCUUACCUUAAUGAGAAUGUAAAACACUAGUUUUGCCGGGGAGAGAGGCAAGGAAGGAAGGAAGAGAAGAAGGAAGAGAGGGAGGAAAAGACUGGACACUGACCCAAAGAGGGAGCGAAAUGAACUAAAGAGAGCGCUGUCCUUUUUUCUUGCGCUUGUUUUAGGCGCUCCCUGCCCGCCUCUCCCCGCCGACCGCGGAGCUGCACCUCUAGCUUGCUCGGCCCUCGGCCCCGCCCCCUAGCGUCGGAGCCCGGGAGCCUAUCUCUUUAAAUGACAGCUGAGGCUCGGGUCCCAGUCCGGGGCUUGACGUCAGUGCCGCCUCCCGGGCUGCGAGGAGUAGUUAGCGCCACCGUCGGCACUCGGGCCUCGGUGCGCACUCGCUAGCCGCCGGGGCGGCGAGUUUUCUGUGCUUCGGCCCCUCCUCCCUCCCUCCCCGCGGAGAGUCGAGCGGCAGCCCUAGAGCCUCUCCCAAGUCUCUCUCACACUUCCCCGCCCUCUCCCCAAAGGAGCAGCCGCUCCUUCUUGCCUCUCCACUGCCGCCGCCGCACCCGCGGAGCUCCUCUCCCGCGCGUCUCUCCUCCGAUGGAGCUCGGGAGCCGCCGACGCCGCCGCUGCCCCGAGCCCUGAGUGGGGCCGCCCCGGCCGGAGGAACGCGCCGCCCCGCCCGAGGGCGCAGAGCGCGGAGGAGCACGCGGAGGGCUUGGGGCAAGGGCUCGGAGAACGAGAAAGUGCUGCUCCUCGGGUCACUGGGCCGGCGGCCGGGGGACUAUGGCUCUGAAGGACACGGGCAGCGGCGGCAGCACCAUCCUGCCCAUUAGCGAGAUGGUCUCCUCGUCCAGCUCGCCCGGCGCGUCGGCCGCUGCUGCCCCGGGGCCCUGCGCACCCUCGCCCUUCCCCGAAGUAGUGGAGCUGAACGUAGGCGGCCAGGUCUAUGUGACCAAGCACUCGACGCUGCUCAGCGUCCCGGACAGCACUUUGGCCAGCAUGUUCUCACCCUCUAGUCCCCGGGGCGGCGCCCGGCGCCGGGGCGAGCUGCCCAGGGACAGCCGGGCGCGCUUCUUCAUCGACCGGGACGGCUUCCUCUUCAGGUACGUGCUGGAUUAUCUGCGGGACAAGCAGCUCGCGCUGCCGGAGCACUUCCCCGAGAAGGAGCGGCUCCUGCGCGAGGCCGAGUAUUUCCAGCUCACCGACUUGGUCAAGCUGCUGUCGCCCAAGGUCACCAAGCAGAACUCGCUCAACGACGAGGGCUGCCAGAGCGACCUGGAGGACAACGUCUCGCAGGGCAGCAGCGACGCGUUGCUGGUGCGCGGGGCGGCGGCCGCCGUGCCCUCGGGCCCGGGAGCGCACGGUGGUGGCGGCGGCGGCGGCGGCAGCGCGCCGGACAAGCGCUCGGGCUUCCUCACGCUGGGCUACCGGGGCUCCUACACCACCGUGCGCGACAACCAGGCCGACGCCAAGUUCCGGCGCGUGGCGCGCAUCAUGGUGUGUGGGCGCAUCGCGCUGGCCAAGGAGGUCUUCGGGGACACGCUCAACGAGAGCCGCGACCCCGACCGGCAGCCGGAGAAGUACACUUCCCGCUUCUACCUCAAGUUCACCUACUUGGAGCAGGCCUUCGAUCGCCUGUCAGAGGCCGGCUUCCACAUGGUGGCGUGUAACUCCUCGGGCACCGCCGCCUUCGUCAACCAGUACCGCGACGACAAGAUCUGGAGCAGCUACACCGAGUACAUUUUCUUCCGACCACCUCAGAAAAUAGUAUCACCUAAACAAGAACAUGAAGAUAGGAAACAUGACAAAGUCACUGACAAAGGAAGUGAAAGUGGGACUUCCUGUAAUGAGCUCUCCACUUCCAGUUGUGACAGCCAUUCAGAGGCAAGCACUCCCCAGGACAACCCGUCCAGUGCCCAGCAGGCAACAGCUCACCAACCUAACACCUUAACAUUGGAUCGCCCCUCUAAAAAGGCACCUGUGCAAUGGAUGCCUCCACCAGAUAAACGCAGAAACAGUGAACUCUUUCAGACACUCAUCAGCAAGUCCCGGGAAACAAAUCUGUCCAAAAAGAAAGUCUGUGAGAAGCUAAGUGUGGAAGAAGAAAUGAAAAAGUGUAUUCAGGAUUUUAAAAAAAUCCACAUUCCGGAUUAUUUUCCAGAGCGCAAACGCCAAUGGCAAUCUGAACUAUUGCAGAAGUAUGGGCUAUAGUAAUUAUCAUGUUCCUGCAGUAUUUUGAUGACAUUCAAUGUUUACUACAGUGUCACCACCUGACUGAUGUCCUAACAAUGGUCAGUGUGAUCCUUGCUGCUCUUCCUUGUUGUGAUUAGUGGAUGUGGGACAGUAUUUUAUUUUAUUCUUUUGUUGUUGUUGUUUAUAGAAACAUGAUUUAAAAGGAAACAAAUAAAUCAAUAAAUGUUAAAUCAAAAUGGAGUAUCUGAUUCAAACCAUUUUGCAAGAAUGAAAGUAAAAUGUGCAUGUCAAGCUUAGAAUCUUGAUUUUUGAACUCUGGUCAACUGGACAUGUUUGUCAUUUUGUAACUCAACAAAAACAAACCAUCAUAUCAUACCAACUAAAAUGAUAUAUGGAUGAAGCAACAUAAAGUAAAAUUUUAGACGAUGGUGAUAGGACCCAAAUCUAAAACUGUCUAAAUGUUAAUGCAAUAAAACAAGUAUUAUUUUUGCAUGAGCACAAUGUUACAAAUAAAUCACAAGAAAUAGGGGAGAUUUGUUUGUUGCUUGGAAAGAAAAAAAUUACAAAAAAACAGCAAAAAAAAAAUGUUUUAGGCAAAGCCUAUAAAUGUAAGUUGUCUAGGAGAUUGAAUUUUCUUUGUUCUGGAUCUGUGACUUUUUUGUGUAUAUGUAUGGUGUUUAUGUAUGUUAAGAUGGUGUAAAUAUGCCUUAUGCUGUUAUUUAUGGCAUCAACAUUCAUUUAUUAAUGCUAGCCAUGAUUAUUACUGUGAAAUGAGUCUUUUACAUCAGGCUGUGAAAAUUGGAAUAAUGAUGCUUUGAAAGAUCUUAUUACUGCAUUAAUCAAAAUAAUAGAGGGAAAUGGUAAAGAGCUUUAUGUAUUUAUUAAAAAAAGAAAAAUGUAUUAUAAUUUCUUGAUUUCUAUUGACUCUUCUUGAAAAAUAUUCAACUGCUAUGUUGUUUUCAGUUUUCCUUUAAAACCCUAAGCCGUAGAAUGAUUUGUUCAGACUUAGUGUUGACAAGUUUAAACAUAAUUGAAAAUGGAGAUAGAAUCAGAUCCAGAUAGUAUUGGUAUGGAUUGAUAAACAUUUUGCCCACAAGAGAAAAAGUCCUCAUCUGAAAAUACACUGAAAUGUUAUUUUAGCUCUCAACCAGAUUGAAAGCUUCUCCAGAAACAACUAGUAAGUUACCUCUUACAGAUCAAGGCACAAAAAUGGCAAUAGCAAACAAAAGGGCCAGGCUUUAUGAAAAAUGAUUUCUUCCUGAUUUUACAUGUAGAAAGAAGCUUUCUUAUCAUAAGCCACAUAAUUUGGCUUGCCAUCUCCACAGAAAGAAAUGUGUAACAUCAUGAAAUUUCACUAAAGGAAAGGCUGAGAGAGGGUAAAAGUAUCUUUAAAACUAAAGAACUCAUUCUCCUCUGUGGUUAGUCAAAAGGGAAGUUGAGCAGCAUUUGUGGUAUUAUUUCUUUUAGCACAAUGUAAGAAGAUGAGCAUUAUCAACUCAAAGUUUAAAAAAAUUCACAUUCCAUUUUGGAUGUAUUGUUAGAUUUCUUACUGUACCAUUAUAUAAAAUAUCACCUAGAGUGGACUAUUAAAGGAAACUAAUGUCUAUUAUUUACCUUGAAUUGUCAAUCAGAUUUUAGACAAACAGCUACUCUCAAUUUCUGCAUUUUGUUUUGGGAAGGUUGACAGUCCCAGCAUGGCUUGAUGUAGCUGCAACACACUGGUGAGAGGAUAAAGCUUGGCAGUCAGGUUGCCACAGCUCAAAUACCACUUGUGCUACAUACUAUCUGUAUCUUAGGGAUAAUAGUGAUAGUAAAGAGGUAUGAUUGGGAUAAUAAAGGGGCCUAAUUCCAUAGAAAACAUUUAAAUGAUGUAAUUGAAAGAAAGCAUCACCAUCACUACUGGAGCUGGAGAGAAAAAAGGAAGGUGUUUGUCUUACUGGAGUCUAGGAACCAGCACUAUCAAAUGGGAAGUUUGUAAUACUGGUGGGCAAGCUGUUUGGUAAGGACUAUAGCCUCUAAGGAGUCACAAUCACUUUCAAAGAUGCUUCAUGAAGCACAGAGGGAGAACAUUACCCUAGUUUCCCACUUUCCCCACAUCCUAAUUUUACAUCAGCACCUUCCCUCUUCCCAAUAUAAGUAGGAGCCAGUUAGCUAAGCAGCCUAGGAAAUUUAACUUGUACAAGGGAUCCCCUUGUGACACAAAGUCCAGCUGCAAAUGGUGAGGAAUCAACUAAUAAAUCUGAAAAAAACCUCACACCCUGCUCUGGUUUUUUCCCAAUAAAAUAGUUCAAAUCGAAUUGCGGUGGAAAUAAUUGGUAACUGGGAACUAUAUUAUCUGCUCAUAUCUCUAUACUGUAAGAUAAGGGAGGCCAAUGAUAAUUGUCUAUUCUUAUAGUCCUUCUUGCUAAAUUAGAAUAAAAGUUCUGAGCCAUAGGAUAGAAGGGAGCCCACUUCAACUAUGGUCUUUUGAGCGCUUAUCAUACACCAAGAAUUUGUCUUAAAGGUCAGCAACAAAUUCAAGAAAUGCAAAUGACCAGCUAUUGUAUUUGGAAGGAAGCUUACAGUGGGUCUGAUUCUCCCAAACCGUCAUAUUUUCCCCAGAGGCUAAAACCUGGCUGGCCUCUAUUUGGGUUACAAAGGGAUCAAGGGAGGCAGCUAGAAUGGGGACUCUUUCUUUAAGGAAAGGAGACACCAAAUUUAAUGGUGAGUUGGGCUAAAACUCGUGUAUAAAACUCCCUUUCCAAAGAUCCAGUAGAUAAAACCUGACAAUCACAACAAAUCAAAAGACUGGAAUCAGGCACUUUAGUUGAGUAUUUAUUCCCCCCAUAUGCUUUACAUUUUGUUUGGUACACAGUAGAUAUCGAACUUGUAACCUGAUGUGUUGCCAUUGCUAGUUUAAAUGGAAAUAUUUAGUACUAAAUAAAAUGAGAGAAAAAAACAUAGAAGUGAAGUGUGACAUUUUUGAUUCUGGAAAAAUGGAGUAGACUACCUUUUCCUACUCUUCCGACUAAGUGUAAUUAAAUCCCUUUACAUUAUAUACAAAAAA